CCAUCGUACUAUUGUAGCGGUAAUCGUUACUUCCCUAGAAUAUAUAACUGUUGCAUUGUGUAUCCUCCUAGGAGCUGCAGUGUCUCAAGACGGCUCUGAAAUGUAACUCUGAUUAAAAAAAAGAGAGAACAAAAACAAAUGUCCACUGCAGAGGAUGCUGGUUUUCAAAUGGAUUUAUGGCACUAUUUCUGCUAAAUAAAAAAUGACCUGUUUAGAAUGGCUGUAGUGUAAUGAAUGUACCUUGUGGCUGAGAGGAGAAGUGAUGCUAUUUGAGUGGUGGGACAGGAUGGAUAUUAGGUGAGUGAUGGCCUUCCAAGGAAACCCCUAAAUGGGCCGAGGCAGACGAAGAAUUCCCAGAUCCCGCGCUGUCAGUGGUAGGAACAGCCGAUCAGAAGAAUGACACCACUGGGUGAUGACUGGUUUUAGAGUUGUGACCAUAUCGGGCAGGGCAGAUCCCUGUAUAUAAUAGCUUGACCGCAACAACGGCCAAAGGUCUCCUAAGCCACCUCUUUCUUUGCCACAGUCAAAAGGUGAGCGAGCCGGUCAACAGCAGCCAUGCCGGGUGCAUACAAAGGGGAGUGCGGGGACGACGUGGACCCCAUGCCCUUCUUGACUCCCUCAGAGAAAGAGCGCAUGGACGCCACGAAUAAGCCGUAUGACACCAAGCGCUCAUGCUGGGUUAAAGAUGAGAAGGAGGCUUUCAUCGCUGGGGAGAUUCAGUCCGAAGAUGGGGACAAGGUCACCGUCAAGACAGCCAAGAAUACAACGGUGACAAUAAAGAAGGAUGAAAUACAGCAGAUGAAUCCUCCCAAAUUCUUCCAAGCCAGCGAUAUGUCCAACCUCACUUUCCUCAACGAGGCCAGCGUCAUGGAAAACCUGCGCAGCCGCUACGUGGACAUGAGGAUCUAUACCUACUCGGGCCUCUUCUGUGUCACCAUCAACCCGUAUAAAUGGCUUCCCAUUUAUGGCGCUAAAGUGGCCCAGAUGUACAAGGGGAAGAAACGCAAUGAAGUUCCUCCUCACCUCUUCUCCAUCUCCGACAAUGCCUAUCAUGACAUGAUGCUGGAGCAUGAGAACCAGUCUAUGCUGAUCACUGGAGAAUCUGGUGCCGGCAAGACCGAGAACACCAAGAAGGUUAUCCAGUAUUUUGCCAACGUUGGAGCGUCAGGAAGCAAAGCGUCUGACUCCAAGGGCUCUCUGGAGGACCAGAUCAUUCAGGCUAACCCUGUGCUGGAGGCAUUUGGUAACGCCAAGACCAUCAGAAACAACAACUCCUCACGCUUUGGAAAGUUCAUCCGCAUCCACUUUGGCCCAACAACUAAGCUGGCUGGUGCCGACAUUGAGACAUAUCUGUUGGAGAAAUCCAGAGUGAUUUCCCAGCAGGCCGCUGAGAGAGGAUAUCACAUCUUCUACCAGCUCUUGUCUGCAAGGAAGCCAGAACUCACAGAGGCUCUGCUGCUGAGUGCAGACCCCAAACAAUAUGCGUGGGUAUGCCAGGGAGUGACUGUGGUGGACAACAUGGACGAUGGCGAGGAGCUGCAGAUUACUGACGCGGCUUUUGAUGUCUUGGGCUUCACUCCUGAGGAGAAGAUGAGCAUCUAUAAGCUGACUGGAGGCAUAAUGCACUUUGGUAACAUGAAGUUCAAACAGAAGCCCAGAGAAGAACAAGCUGAUGUGGAAUCCACCGAGGUGGCGGACAAAGUUUCCCACCUCAUGGCCAUCAACUCCGGCGAGCUGCAGAAGGGCAUAACACGCCCCCGGGUCAAAGUUGGCAACGAGUUUGUGACCAAAGGUCAAAACCAGGACCAGUGUGUGUACUCCAUUGGUGCGCUGGCUAAAGCCACCUAUGACCGCAUGUUCAAGUGGAUGGUGACCCGCAUCAAUAAGACUCUGGACACCAAGAUGCAGCGCCAGUACUUCAUAGGAGUUCUGGACAUUGCUGGAUUUGAGAUCUUUGAGUACAACAGUUUUGAGCAGCUGUGCAUCAACUUCACCAAUGAGAAACUACAGCAGUUCUUCAACCACCACAUGUUCGUACUGGAGCAAGAGGAGUACAAAAAGGAGGGUAUUGACUGGGUCUUCAUUGACUUUGGCUUAGACCUGCAGGCCUGCAUUGAGCUGCUGGAGAAGCCCAUGGGAAUCUUCUCCAUCCUGGAGGAGCAGUGUGUGUUCCCAAAGGCGACGGACGUGACAUUCAAAACAGCUCUCUAUGACAACCACCUGGGCAAGUCCUCCAAUUUCCUUAAACCCAAAGGGGGGAAGAAAGGACCUGAGGCCCACUUUGAAUUAGUGCACUAUGCCGGCACAGUGGGCUACAACAUUGCUGGCUGGCUGGAGAAGAACAAAGAUCCUCUCAAUGAGACGGUGGUGGGACUCUUCCAGAAAUCCUCCAUGCCGCUGCUGGCUCUGCUCUUCAAAGAAGAGGAGUCAUCCACAGGAGUCAGGAAACAGAAGAAAGGCUCUUCUUUCCAAACCGUCUCCAACUUCUACAGAGAGCAGUUGAACAAGCUGAUGAGCACGCUGAGAAGCACCGCCCCUCACUUUGUCCGCUGCAUCGUGCCCAAUGAGUUCAAAAAGUCAGGUGUGACAGAUAACUUCCUGAUCCUGCACCAGUUAGCUUGUAACGGCGUGCUGGAGGGCAUCAGGAUCUGUCGGAAGGGAUUCCCCAAUCGGCUGCAGUACCCAGAAUUCAAGCAGAGAUACUACAUCCUCAACCCCAACGUCAUCCCUAAGGGAUUUGUUGACAACAGGAAAGCAUCCGAACUCAUCCUGACUUCUAUUGGGCUGGAUAGUAUGGAGUACCGUAUCGGCCAUAGCAAGGUGUUCUUCCGUGCAGGUGUCCUUGCAAAGCUGGAGGACAUGCGUGACGAGGGCCUGGUGAAGAUCAUGACCAUGUUCCAGGCUCGUCUCAGAGGAACUCUGAUGAGGCUGGAGUUUAAGAAGAUGGCGGACAGACGCAUUGCACUGAUGGCCAUACAACGCAACGUGAGGAAGUUCCUUCAGUUACGUUUCUGGGGCUGGUGGAAACUCUAUACCAAGGUGAAGCCUCUCCUGAUGGUCGCCCGCCAGGAGGAGAUCUACAAGGCUAAAGAGGAAGAACUGCGUGUGGCGGUGGAGAAGGUCAAAGACAUGGAGGGCAAGGUCAAAGAUCUGGAAGGGAAGAUGUUCACUCUGUCACAGGAGAAGAGCGACCUCGCCCUAGCGUUGGCUGCUGAGCAGGACACUCUAGGUGAUGCAGAGGAGCGCUGCACCCAGCUGAUGCACCAAAAAAUCCAGCUGGAGGAGUCAGUGCAGGAUAUGCGAGAGCGCCUGGAAGAAGAAGAAGGCAACGCAGCCUCUCUCCACUCCCAGAGGAGACAGCUAGAGGGAGAAAUAAAUGAGCUGAAAAGCGACCUGGAGUCACUGGAGUCUACGCUGACCAAGACCGAGAAGGAGAAACAGGGUUUGGACCUCAAGGUUCGAACCAUAACCGGAGACCUCAACCAGCGAGAUGACCACAUCGCCAAGCUUCAGAAGGAAAAGAGAGCUCUGGAAGAACUGCAACAGAGAACUCUGGAUGAUCUCCAAAUGGAAGAAGAUAAAGUCAACCAUCUCACCAAGACAAACAGCAAGCUCAGCAGCCAAGUGAAUGAGCUGGAGGACAGUUGGGAGCAGGAGAAGAGGAUCAGGGCAGAGGUAGAGAAAGCCAGGAGAAAGGCAGAGGGAGACCUGAAGAUGACGAUAGAGAACCUCAAUGAAAUGGAGAACGCCAAGGUCGACCUGGAGGAAGUGAUCAAGAAGAGAGACUUUGAGAUCAACCAUUUGAACUCAAAGCUGGAGGAUGAACAAGCCCUCAGCUCCAUGCUCAGCCGGAAGCUCAAAGAGCAGCAGGGCCGAAUUGAGGAGCUGGAGGAAGAACUGGAGGCUGAAAGAGCCAUGAGAGCCAAGGUGGAGAAACAAAGAGCAGAGCUGUCACGUGACCUGGAUGACCUCAGCGAUAGACUAGAAGAGGCGGGAGGGGCCACUGUGGCACAGAUUGAGCAGAACAGGAAGCGGGAGACGGACCUGCUGAAGCUGAGGCGAGAGCUGGAUGAAGCCGCUCUCCAGUCGGAGGCCACGGCGGCGGCGCUGAGGAAAAAGCACUCGGACGCCGUGGCGGAGCUCGGCGAGCAGCUGGAGAACCUGACCAGACUGAGGGUCAAGCUGGAGAAGGACAAGCAGAGCAUGAAGGCGGAGAUCGAAGAUCUCAACGCCACCGUGGAGGCCACUCAAAAAGCUAAGAUGAACGCUGAGGUCCACUCCCACAAGAUGGAGGACAACCUGGCUGAGGCCAACACUCGUCUGGCUGAGAUGGAGCGCACCCAGAUUGAGCUCAACGCUACUAAAAUCCACCUGACUGCGGAGAAUAACGAUCUGAGCAGGGAGUUGGAGGACGUGCAGAGCAAGAUGACCCAGGCCAGCAGGCUGAAGGCCUCGCUCAUGCUGCAGGUGGACGAGCUCAGGCGGCAGGUGGACGAGGAAAACAAGGGUCGCAACACAGCAGUGGUGGCCUUGGCAAACGCCCGCCAUGACCUCUCGCUGCUCAAAGAGCAGCUGGAGGAGGAGUCCGAGGCCCGUGGAGAGAUGCAACGCCUCGUGUCCAAACUUAAUGCCGACGUCACCACCUGGAGGAGCAAAUACGAGACAGACGCCAUUCACCGUACCGAGGAGCUGGAAGAGACCAAGCGUAAACUGGCCGUGCGUCUCCAGGAGGCGGAGGAAGCAGCGGAGGCGGCCCAAGCGAGAGCAGCCAGCUUAGACAAGGUCAAGCAAAGGCUGCAGGGAGAGGUGGAAGACCUGACCAUAGAUCUGGAGAAGUGCAGCGCAGCAGCCGCCGCUCUGGACAAGAAGCAGCGUGUGUUCGACAAGCUGGCGGCCGAGUGGAGCUGCAAGAACGAGGAGCUCCAGGUGGAGCUGGAAAGCAGUCAGAAGGAGAGCCGCUCUUACAUGACGGAGCUCUACAAGCUGAAGACAGCCUAUGAGGAGAGCCGGGAUCACAUAGAGACCAUCCGCAAGGACAACAAAACCCUCUCAGAGGAGAUCAAGGAGCUGGUAGACCAGCUCGGGGAAGGAGGCCGCAGCUUCCACGAGCUGCAGAAGGCCAAGAAGAAACUGGAAGUGGAGAGGGAAGAGCUGCAGAUGGCUCUGGAGGAGGCGGAAACUUCACUGGAGGUGGAGGAAGGCAAGCUCGUGCGUGCGCAGCUGGAGUUGGCCCAAGUCAAGGCUGACAUCGACCGCAGAAUCCACGAGAAGGAGGAGGAGUUCGAAGUGACCAGGAAGAACCACGUCCGGGCAGUGGAGUCCUUGCAGGCCAGCCUGGAAACGGAGGCCAAAGGUCGCGCCGAAGCCCUGCGGAUGAAGAAGAAGAUGGAAUGCGACCUGAACGAGAUGGAGAUCCAGCUAGAGCAUGCCAACAGGAACAACGGCGAGCUGGUCAAAACCCUGAAGAAGCUGCAGCAGCAGAUCAAAGACCUGCAGGUGCAGAUGGACGAGGAUGCUCGUCUCCAUGACGAGCUGAGGGAGAAGUACAGCCUGCAGGAGCGCCGCCUGUGUCUCAUGCAUGCAGAGAUGGAGGAGCUGAGAGGCGGCCUGGAGGCGUCCGAGAGGGCGCGCAAACUAAUAGAGCAAGAGUUGGUGGACACCACAGAGAGGUUCAACGAGGUCAACAUACAUAACCAAAGUCUGACCGUCCUGAAGAGAAAACUCGAAGCCGACCUCGCCCGACUCUCCAGUGAGAACGAGGAGCUCAUCUCAGAGUUCCGUGCGGCCGACGAGCGAGCCAAGAAGGCCGUGACCGACGCCACCAGACUGUGUGAGGAGCUUCGCCAGGAGCAGGAACGCAACUCGCACCUGGAGAAGAUCAAGAAGAACCAGGAGCAGAACCUGAGGGACCUCAUGUUGAAGCUGGAGGAAGCGGAGCAGCAGGCUCUCAAGGCUGGAAAACGCACCAUCCAGAAACUGGAAACAAGGGUCAAGGAGCUGGAGAACGAGCUGGACCAGGAGCAGAAGCGACAUGUGGAGACGGUGAAAAACCUUCGCAAGGGAGAGCGCCGACUCAAGGAGCUGAUCUUCCAGACGGAGGAGGACCACAAGACCAAUCAGCGGAUGCAGGAGCUGGUGGAGAAACUCCAGAACAAGCUCAAGAGCUACAAACGGCAGAUCGAGGAAGCUGAGGAGCAGGCCAACAGCAGCCUGUGCAGGUACAGGAAGACGGCCCACGAGCUGGACGACGCCGAGGAGCGUGCCGACAUGGCCGAGAUGGCCCUCAAUAAAAUGAGGACCAGGAAUCGGGCGUCCACCACUAAGGGCUUCACCUCGGUGGAGAUCGUCCAGGUCACCAAGCCUGCUGCUGGACGACAGGAGGAGUAGACACCUGUCUCGCAGGGUGACACACACCUUUUCAUCCAUCCACAAGAAGCUUGAGGUCCAAAGAGAUCCUUAUGUGAAGUCUUAAAUAACAAAGAAGUCUCGAACAUCACAAGAGUCUUAAGUAGUGCUCGUCAGUGUUAAUCGUCCGUCUCUUUAGUGUACACAACAUUGUAUGGACACGUGUAUCGGGACAUGUGGUAACUCCAGAUAGAAAGAUACGAAGAAGGUGUGAGAUCAAACUCCUCCAAACAUGUUUUCAUCAAUUUUGGAAGUGUUCAAAUGUCCAAAAUAUAACUUGUCCAAAUAGUGUGCAUCAUACAUGUUUGGAACCUUCGUUGCUUUAGACUACACUCUUUGUUGCGUGCUAGUUAAAAGUUAUUUUAUUGUUUCCUUGUACUGUACAUAUGAAUUAUUACUGUGACUUGUUUUGAAUGUAGUGUCUCAUCUCAGGCUUGAUCACGGAUGGAUGACAGGGUGAAGGUUGUGUUCUCACGUCAACGACAGAGAGCCCACCCGUGUGCCGCUCCUGCUACUUUUUAGUGUGUCAAAGUCGAAAUAAAGUACUUGCAACUUA
Molecule: messenger RNA, 6961 nt
Organism: Nerophis lumbriciformis (worm pipefish)
Lineage: Eukaryota; Metazoa; Chordata; Actinopteri; Syngnathiformes; Syngnathidae
Product: myosin-16-like
Cellular component (GO): myosin filament; myosin II complex; cytoplasm
Molecular function (GO): microfilament motor activity; actin filament binding; ATP binding
Source: RefSeq, a predicted model, not a curated record